Molecule: messenger RNA, 513 nt
Organism: Blastomyces dermatitidis ER-3
Lineage: Eukaryota; Fungi; Ascomycota; Eurotiomycetes; Onygenales; Ajellomycetaceae
Exons: 1
Coding region: 256-513 (85 amino acids)
Source: RefSeq, a predicted model, not a curated record
GGAAAGAUUCGGGGAAUGUUACUAUGGCUUGUUUUGUAGUUGUGCCAGAAGAAAAAAUGAAAAAUAAAAAAAAAUGAGCGGGAGAAUGCGAUGGAAGGCAAUGAGCUGAGAUUGGCUGGUGAGGGGACGAAUAGAUGGCCUAACCAACGGCGGAGGGGUUUUGAGAAGGAGUGUGGCUAGAGGAGAGACGGGUUAGUUCAAGCAACUAAGGCAGAUAUUAGGUAUGCGUUCGAGAGAGGAAGAGAGAGGUGUGCGAUGGAUGAUGAGAAGGAUGAUGAUGAGUGUGCGAGGAGAAAAAAGAGGAGAGGAGGAAAGAGGGCGAGUGGGCCAAGCGCGCGAGGAAGGAUUGACGCGGCGUACGGUACCGUAGCAGCCGGAGGCCGUCGUACUUUGGCUGUAAAGCAGCACCGGAGCCCAGACCAAGCCGCCAGCACAAGCGCGGGCGUCCAUUGGCCAAUCGGCGUGGUUUGCGGGGCGAGAGCAGCAGGAGACAGAGCCGCUAGUCGAUAUUAA